Penicillium brasilianum is the source of this 717-nucleotide messenger RNA. Lineage: Eukaryota; Fungi; Ascomycota; Eurotiomycetes; Eurotiales; Aspergillaceae. The record is from the annotation of a GenBank genome assembly.
AUGUCUAGUUGCGCGGAUGAUUGCUCCACCUUUUUGAGCGAUGAAACGCUUCAGGAGGCAUACGAGCUUAAUAUCCUGACAAAGAAAGGCAGUUGUAUCAGAUUUGGCGAGCUUGUCGCGGGUAAAGGAGACUCGGUAACCACGAUUGUCAUCUUUGUGCGCCAUUUCUUCUGUCUGUACGACCAAGACUAUGUCAAAUCACUAUCCAGCAAACUCACUCAGACCCUCUUCGAUACGAUACCGGCUAGUGCCAAACCAGCCCAAGUGAUCAUCAUCGGGUGCGGCGACCAUUCCCUUAUCGUGCCCUACAUGGAAGAAACCACCGAUGCUUUCCCUAUCUACACCGAUUCCUCGGGGAAAUUAUACGAGACUCUGCACAUGAAAAGGACUACGCAGGGAUUUACCACUCCACCACCCUACACACCAGAAUCUUUUCCUAGUGCUUUGGGCAAAUGUUUCAAGCAGAUGUGGAAACGGGGGUUGGUAGCACUGAGAGGUGGCAAUUGGAAUCAGCAGGGUGGUGAAUGGAUCUUUCAACGAGGCAAACUUCGAUAUGCACACCUGAUGGAGGGGGUCAAUGACCAUCUCACGGCAGAUGAGUUAUUUCAAGUCUUAAGGACAAACGAGGGACAGGAUAGUCUAUCACAAUCUCCAACUCUAGAUAGCGAAGGGAGAGAUGAGCAAAGAACCUCUCGGGAAAGCGUUGAACGGACGUAG